Messenger RNA from Rotaria sordida, 390 nucleotides. NCBI's taxonomy places the organism in Eukaryota, Metazoa, Rotifera, Eurotatoria, Philodinida, Philodinidae. The record is from the annotation of a GenBank genome assembly.
AUGCAAUAUAAUCCUAAUCCUCCGAUGACACUUUCAACUGUACCUAUGUUCAACCCGAGCAACGUGUAUAGCAAUCCAAUGAUGCAUCUACUAACAAAAAUUCCGUCGUCAGUAUCAUUAAAAUUGACUGUGGGCGGAAUUUUUUAUAUCAUCCUUGGACUAGUUGCAAUUGGAUUGGAUAUAGGUAUUAUUGUUAAUGCAUUGAUGAGUUUUGGUGGUAUUAUCAAUGGUGUGUAUUUAUUUACUACUGGGAUACUCAUCUUACAUUUGUGCCGCCAUGAAGUUAAACAAGUUGCUAAAAAUAGAAUACAUUUGUUAACGUUUGCAACUUCAAUUCAUGAUCUUAUUCAUCGUCAUUUACUUUAUAAUAUGGAAGAAGAACAAACAUAG